CAUCAAGCCUGCUCGAGCUUUAGCAGGGAAAGCUGGUCACUCAGCAGGCAAGCACCCGUAGAAGUGCUGCAUUUCUGUCCAGCAGCGCGCUCCACGCACGCUGCGACGCCACUUGCCGCCCAGCCGCGCAUUUGUCGCACGAUCGAUGGCGCGGCCUGCCUCCAUGGCGCACCACCGCUGCGUCUCCGUCGCCUUGCUGCUGCUCGCCGUCGCCGUCUCGGUCAGCGCUGUGACUACAACGAAGGUCCAGACCCUCGUCUUCAGCAACGCGGACGGCAGCACGACGGUGGACAACUACACCAUCCACGGCCGGUUCGUGUACGACAACGAAACCAAGGCCAGGAUCACGCCGGUCAAGGAAUCCGACGGCUCCGUCGCGGUCGAGAACGGUAAGUACCGGUGGUACAAGAACGGCACCAUCACCGCGCCCGGCAUCACCAUAUACCUGGCCGGCGCCGCCAGCUUCGUGACUGUAGGGGGCACGACGCUGUUCGGCAAGGGCGGGGUGGUGAAGGACGCCAAGGGCAACGUGCUGACGUGGUCCCACAACCCCGACGGAUCGUUCACCGCCGGCGACCUAACCGGCUACCCGAACGGCACGUUUACCGGUUCUAACGGCGUGACGCUUCGAACGAGGCUGACGAUAAGACCGUCUAACGGCGGCGCCGGUGCGACUAUCGGCCCCGCCCCCGCCCCCAAGCCCUCUCCCUCCCCCCCGACGCCGUCGCCGGCGCCGACUCCCAGCCCGCCUCCCGCCCCCGCCUCUCUUCCCCCCCCCGCCUCCUCUCCCUCUCCCUCCCCCUCGACGCCCACGCCGACUCCCACCCCGUCUCCCACCACCGGUUCCUCUCCUUCCACCAUCCCCUCCUCCGGCACCGCCGGUACCAUCAACGCCAAUCCCGACGGCAGCGUCAAUAUCGACGGCAACACUCUGUAUAAGAACGGAACUAUCGUGGACUCGCAGGGCAUGGUCCUGAGGCCCGCUCAAAACGACGACGGGUCGCUCACUCUCGCGGAAUACAGCUACUUCCCCGCGAAUGGCACUCUGGUGGGGAAAGGCGUGGUCUUCGAGACGGCUGCCGGCAGUGUGACCAUUGGCGCGACGAAAGUAGUCCCGAACGGCAACAUUGUGGAUGCGGCAAGCGGGCAGCCCGUGAAGGUUACUCCGAGCAAGGACGGGUCCGAGUCGUUCACCGUGGGCGAGGUGACUGGGUGGCCCAACGGCGCCCUCCUUGGGCGCAACGGUGUGCUGGUCAACACUGGCCUGCCGCUCACCCUCAAGGCUGAUAACACCGUCGCUGUCGGCGCUGCUCCCACCCCUGCUUCCCCACCGCCACCCAGUCCUGCUGGUUCGCUGGCGUCGCCGGGCAGUGCCCUCACAGUGGCCAUGGGUGUGGCGCUUGCCUGCCUCCUAUUCGUGUAGAGCCCACCAACGGCAGUGGCAGCAGUGGUUUAAAGCUUGCGGCUAAAAUAGCAUUCAAGACAAGCUUUUAAUUUCCACUUGCUUUUAAAAGGGAUGCUGUCUUGCUUUUUAGUUUGUGGAACACAAACAUGAAUUCAGAUAUGGGAUGAAACCUGAAAGUGGCGAAGUGACAUAAAAGCCCUUAGGAUCUUUUCCAGAGACUAAGUCCCAGCUGUAAAGACUUGAGACUUUGAGUAGUGCAGCGGAAGUUGAGGCAGUUGAACCCUUGUACUAGUAUGUGAGAACAACCCUUAGGAUCUUUUCCAGAGACUAAGUCCCAGCUGUAAAGACUUGAGACUUUGAGUAGUGCAGCGGAAGUUGAGGCAGUUGAACCCUUGUACUAGUAU
Molecule: messenger RNA, 1809 nt
Organism: Closterium sp. NIES-67
Lineage: Eukaryota; Viridiplantae; Streptophyta; Zygnematophyceae; Desmidiales; Closteriaceae
Source: the annotation of a GenBank genome assembly